AUGGGGAUGUCCCAAGCUAAUAUAGGAGGUCUAAAAGAAGCUCUUUAUGCUCAACAACAUCUUCUGCAAAAACUUUACAACGAAAUGGAUGUGAAAAGAGAAGCUUCAGCCACUACAGCUAGUGAAGCUCUGUCCAUGAUAUUACGUCUACAAGGAGAAAAGGCUGCGGUUAAGUUGGAGGCAGAGCAGUAUAAGAGAUUGGGCAAGGAAAAGAUGUGUCACGUAGAGGAAUCGUUGGCAAUUUUCAAAGACCAUAUCUAUCAGAAUGAAAUGGAGAUUGUUUUUCUAGAUUACCAAGUUCAGGCUUAUUGGUACAAACUUUUGAGCAUGGGUUGCAGUGAUCCAGGAGUUGGAGAAGUUUUGUGCCCCCAAUUCCUCUUAAAUACUCAUAUCAAAAGAAGUGUGAUUGAAAGAGAAAGAUCUAUAAGUCCAGAAACAGAUUUUGUUGAAAAGAAAGCGGAAGAACAGACAAGACAAGAAAUAAAUGGUCAGACUUUGGAUUUAGAGAAGAAGCCUAAGAAUUUUGUUGUUGGAGACAUCAAUUUGUACUGGGAACAGAUCAAAAAUUUAGAUGAAAAAGUGAAAGAGAUAGCAAGAGUUAACUAUGCGAGUUCUAAGAAUGGUUUGAGAUCUUCUUCAAUAUGUUCACAAGUGAACAUUGGAAUGGCAUAUGAUGCAACGAAAGAAGUUAUAAGAAGCGAGUUAGAUUAG
Ilex paraguariensis (yerba mate) is the source of this 711-nucleotide messenger RNA. NCBI's taxonomy places the organism in Eukaryota, Viridiplantae, Streptophyta, Magnoliopsida, Aquifoliales, Aquifoliaceae. The record is from the annotation of a GenBank genome assembly.